AUGCCUCCAAUGAACAUAUGCCCAGGAUUUGCUAAUUGGACAAAUCACUGUUUCACCCCUGUGACAGAAAAAGCGAAAUUGAGGCUGCUCAGAGAGAUUGCAUCUGCUGAGGCUCUCAAGACUACAAUCAUUGGAACUUUAAAGGCUCAAGAUCUAGCUACAGCUACUAGCCCUAUGGCCAAUUUGCCUGGACAUGACAAUCAAUUUGAAGAAAACGAAUCGUGGGGACCUAAGACUACUGCAGUACCCGAAGACCUGGAAUGCUGCAGCCUUUGGAGUAGACAGUUGAUUAGGACAUAUUAA
This is a messenger RNA of Laccaria bicolor S238N-H82, 303 nucleotides long. RefSeq lists its product as uncharacterized. The record is from RefSeq and is a predicted model, not a curated record. The transcript is spliced from 3 exons. NCBI's taxonomy places the organism in Eukaryota, Fungi, Basidiomycota, Agaricomycetes, Agaricales, Hydnangiaceae. Bases 1 to 303 code for a protein of 100 amino acids.